CCUCCUCCGACCCCACCUACACGAGCGAGUUUAGACUGGAAGAGACUUCGCAUCGCGCCUUUUGUUGUGUUACACUUUUGUUUUUGAUUCUGUGAAUCACUUUGACAAAUCUAUUACAUGUUGCGUUAGUUUGUGUGUUGUAAUUUAGUUAACAUGAGUGAAACAGAAGACAAUAAUAUUACUGAGCUCGACUCAGAUAUAGAGGAGGAGGAUGUGGAAAUGACUCUAAUGUCGGAUAUGGUUUAUUCUGAAGGGUUGCCAACCUACAAAUCUGUUCGUAAAGGUGAAGCUGUGCCAAAAGUUGAACUGACGGAGUUCAAUAAUAAUCCAGAUUCAUUGUUUUUUAAUGAUGGAAAGAGGCGAAUUGACUUUAUUUUAGUCUAUGAAGAUGAGUCCAAAACUGCAACUGGAAAAAAAGCCUCAGUCUACAGAAGAAAACUACGGAGGAGAGAGUGUUUUGAAGCGAGUCUGAUGAAUAUGGGUGUGGAAAUGGAAGCAAUACAAUCUGUGGUGGAUGAGAAACAAUUCUUUGUAAAAAUGCACCUCCCCUUUGACGUCCUGUGUACAUACGCUGAGGUUCUGCACAUCAAACUGCCCAUUCAGCCCAAUGAUCUCACUCCACGUUCGUUUUCAUACAACUGCUUCACAAAGCAUUUCUACCCCGAUCGGGAGCUCAUCGCCAAAGAGACCGAAUACUUCACCGCACCCUUCAGAAAAGAUCAGCUGGAGUAUUUCUACGUGAAAGACAGAGAGCAGUUUUUCACACCGGCCAUGAGAAGCAGAAUGGCGUAUUACAUCCUUAGCCGAGCUCCGUAUGACGUGAAGGGAAAUGUUAAGAAGUUCGGCAUCUCUAAGCUGUUGGAUGGAGGCGUGUACAAAGCUGCUUAUCCAUUACAUGAUUGCAGAUUUAAUGUGAAGUCUGAAGAGCCGGAUUGCCCUAAUGAACGAUAUCUGCUAUAUAAUGAAUGGGCUCAUCCCAAGAACUUCUACAAGAUGCAACCUCUAAACUUAAUAAGGAAGUAUUAUGGAGAAAAGAUCGGUAUUUAUUUUGCCUGGUUGGGUUUCUACACUGUCAUGUUAACUCUGGCCGCUGCGGUCGGACUUGGCUGUUUCAUUUAUGGAUAUACAACCAGAGAGAGCAGCACGUGGAGCAAAGAGGUGUGCGACCCUCUGAUUGGUGGAAAGAUUAUCAUGUGCCCACAGUGCGAUAUAGACUGUCCAUACUGGAGACUGAACAUCACGUGUGAGUCUUCAAAAAGACUGUGUAUAUUUGAUAACUUUGGGACGUUAGUCUUUGCGGUUUUCAUGUCAGUUUGGGUGACGCUGUUUCUGGAAUUCUGGAAAAGAUACCAGGCCGAGUUGGAACAUGAAUGGGACACAGUGGAGUUCCUGCAGCAGGAGGAACAGCCCCGACCCGAAUAUGAGGCAAAAUGUGUCUAUGAAAGACUGAACCCUGUAACGCAGACCACAGAGAAAGUGCCUUACACAGCCUGUGGGAAAUGCAUGAGAGUGUCAUGUGGGAUUGGCACUGUUGCAUUUUGGAUUAUGCUGAUUAUAGCAUCAGUGGUCGGGGUGAUCGUGUACCGUUUGGCCAUGUUUAUGGUUUUCUCCACUAAACUGCGCUCGGGUCUGAAGGACCUGGAGCCAUUUAAAGAGUACGUGACCCCUCAGAUGGCGACGUCCAUCACGGCCUCCAUCAUCAGCUUCGCCAUCAUCAUGCUUCUCAAUCAGCUUUAUGAGAGAGUGGCCAUCUGGAUCACUGACUUCGAGCUGCCGCGGACCAGAACCGAAUACGAGAACAGCCUGACGCUGAAGAUGUUCCUCUUUCAGUUUGUGAACUUUUACUCGUCUUGUUUCUACAUCGCUUUCUUCAAGGGGAAGAUAGUUGGAUAUCCAGGGAAGCCCGUCUACUGGCUGGGAGCAUAUCGCAAUGAGGAAUGCGAUCCGGGCGGCUGUUUGACUGAACUCACAACACAGUUGGCCAUCAUCAUGACAGGAAAAGCCGUCGUGAAUAACAUCCAGGAAGUCCUUAUGCCGUGGGUAAAGAAUCUGAUAUCCCGUCAUUGCACUCAGGUGGCUUCAGAGAAAGUGAUGCCACGUUGGGAACAGGAUUAUCAACUCCAGCCAUUGGGGAAGCUCGGACUGUUUUAUGAAUACCUGGAGAUGGUGAUCCAGUUUGGUUUCGUCACUCUGUUUGUGGCAUCUUUCCCACUGGCCCCUGUCCUGGCACUUGUCAAUAAUCUGUUUGAAAUCCGUGUGGACGCCUGGAAAAUCACUACUCAGUUCCGUCGGAUCGUUCCAGAAAAAGCCCAAGACAUUGGAGCCUGGCAGCCGAUCCUGCAGGGAGUGGCAAUACUAGCAGUGGUCACAAAUGCUGCUAUUAUCGCUUUCACCUCUGACAUGAUUCCACGUCUGGUUUAUUACUGGGCGUUAUCUGUGAAUCCACACUCAGACAGCUCAAACCACACGAUGCAGGGCUUCAUCAACAGCUCACUGUCUGUCUUUGACACAAAAGACUUCAACGGCAUAAGCAAACCUAAUGAUAACAUCGCCAGAUUCAACAAUAUCACCACAUGCAGGUAUCGGGAUUUCAGAAAUCCUCCCGAUCAUCCUCAUCAGUAUGAGUUCAGCUUGCAUUACUGGCACGUUCUUGCUGCCAAACUGGCAUUCAUGAUUGUGGUUGAGCACAUUGUUUAUUUCACAAAGUUCAUGCUGUCCUACAUGAUUCCUGAUGUACCAGAAGCUCUGAAGGAGCAGAUCAAGCGAGAACAUUACCUGACACAGGUGAUCUUACAUGAAGCCAACAUCAAACACUUCACAGAGCGCAUGAAACCCAUCGCUGAUAACAUUCAGCCCCAGAUUGAAGACCCAGAGCUGGACUUAGCUUUCUGAAAACAUUUAAUAUCUGUGAACCUGUUUUCUUACCUUUCCCCUUAAUCCCUGCAAACCUUAAACAAACCUUAAACAUUUUUAAAGAAACGCAUAUUUCAGAGGCUAAAUAUAAGUUAAUACAGAUUAAACAGCCCAGAUCUUUACAUUUGCACUAUGAAAUACAAAUCAUAGAUAUGCUAAAUAAAUGUAAUUAGGGCCCGAGCACACCGGGGUGUGAGGACCCUAUUGUUUUUGCUCAGUUUCUUUUACUUUUUCUUCUCCAAAAUGAAUCGGAUUUUUGACAAGCUAAACAAGCUUAAAAAGUCAUAAAACGUUGCACACACAUCAGAAGUGGCGAAAAUUUACAUGUGGCAUAGGCGCCAGAAGUUGAGGUGUAGAAAUGGCUCGAUAGCGCCACCUGCAAAAUUUCAAGAGAACAGCCCCACCGCUACGAAAAACCUACAGAUACAAAAUUUGAUAGGGUCAUCUAUCACCCCAAGACCAACAAAAAAGUCUUUUGGAGCGAAGCUUUAAACCCAACAGGAAGUCGGCCAUUUUGAAUUUUUGCUGUGAUUUCUGUGCAAAUUUUGUCAUUUCCAUGCUUCGUACUUUAACAAACUCCUCCUAGAGAUUUUAUCAGAUCGUCAUCAUAUUUGAUCAAUCUCAUCUAAAGGCCUGUGCGAUGUUAAAUUGCGGAGCUUUUGACUUUUCGUUGGAGGGUGUGUCCGUGGCAGCCUGACAAAGUUCAACGUUUUCGCCAUGAAACAGGAAGUUUUUAUAACUAAGGCAUACAAUGUCCAAUCUGACCCACACUUCACAUGUUUGAUAAGGGUCUUGGCCUGAAUACAUUUCAAUGCCAAUAUUCAGCUUCAGUCAUAGCGCCACCUAGAUGCAGCAGGAAAUGCCUUGUUUUAUGCUGUGAUUUACUGUUCUCAGAAAUUUAAUCAAAUCAUUAUCAUAUCAGGUGAGACUAAUCUUAAGCCCUUUGCGAUGGUAAAUUACGAAGAUCUUGACUUUUCAUUGAAGGGCGUGUCCGUGGCAGCCUAGCAAAGAGUGAUGUUUCGCCAUGAAACAGGAAGCUGUUGUAAUUCAGGCAUACAUUGUUUGAUCUGCUCCAGACUUCACACUUUUGAUUAGGCCUGAACACAUCAAUAUAACAACAAUCAGUUACAGUCACAGCGCCACCUGCUGCACACAGGUGGUGUGGCACAUCAGUUUCCCUUUGAAUAUCCACCUAUAUUUACCCACUUUAAUUCAUAUCCCCCUGGUUCACUGCUUUACUAAUGUCAUAGGGUGGCGGUGCACAUGCGUGCGAGGGCCCUUCCAUCGCUGCUUGGAGCUUUAAUUAUCUUAUGGAACUUUAUUCUCUGGUAUAAAAACAACAUUUUGAUAUUUUAAAGGGUUCCAGUGGUUAUCAAAAAUAUGCAGACAACCAAAAUUUAUAUUUUUAUAUAUAUAUAUAUAUAUAUAUAUAUAUAUAUAUAUAUAUAUUGGGUAAAACCACUCAAAUGUUUUUUUUUAGGUUUUAUUCACUGUUUUAGAUUUACAUUAACUGACAUUAACCUUAAAGGAUCACUAUGAUACCACAGUUAUAAUGUGGUAUCAUGUGUUAUGAUUAUAAGAAUAUAAAGUGUUCAUCAGAUUAAUAUGGUACAGAAUGUAUUUGUCACCUUAAGUUGCCUUUAACAUUUUAUCAAACUAACAUUGCAUGCCAUCAGUGUUUUCAAUAUCUGUUACCUCUUUGUAAUAUGUGUUAUUUUACAUAUAUAUUUGCACACGUAUUGACCACAUCUUGUUUGUGUUAUCAUAAAUAAAUGAUUUUUGUUGUAUAAUAUUGUGUCUGUUAGUGAUGUCUUAAUGCUGAGGGAAAAGUUUAUGUAAUUCAUUCAUUUAAGCCUAAAAAAUAUAACACUGGGAGCUGACAUGAGCUUUGGACUUUCUUUUGUACAUUACAGUUAUACUGCUUUCAUUAUUAUCAUACAAUUACAAUCUUACAGAUAUCACUAUUUCACUUUAGUAGCUAUUGGUAUUAUUUAUUUAUUUAGUAUUGUUAUAUUAUUACCUUUUACAUAAUUCUGUUUGGAAGACAUUUUGAAUAUACCUCCAUGUACUCAAUUUCUGGACAGGAUUUAAAGGUAUAGUAAAGGGUGGAGUAUUACUUAUUUAAUUAUUCUAGUAAGGAAAUAAAUUUGGAUAACUGUACAGUUAACUAUAUUUUAAAACUGCCAUGCUAUUAUUCUUUGCUGUUUUGUAUUUUCUAUGUUUCUGUUUCAUGUAAAACUA
Molecule: messenger RNA, 5154 nt
Organism: Paramisgurnus dabryanus
Lineage: Eukaryota; Metazoa; Chordata; Actinopteri; Cypriniformes; Cobitidae
Gene: ano6
Product: anoctamin 6
Biological process (GO): calcium activated phosphatidylserine scrambling; chloride transmembrane transport; calcium activated phosphatidylcholine scrambling
Cellular component (GO): plasma membrane
Molecular function (GO): protein dimerization activity; chloride channel activity
Source: RefSeq, a predicted model, not a curated record